UCCAACACCCGACUCUCAGUGUUCAAAAUGGCCUCGUGCUGGUUCUAUGUGAUUUGUGUGGCGUUUGGAAUUGUGGUUGGAGUGCCGGUAUAUGAUAUCAAAGAAGAAUAUCAGGACCCGCCCUUAGAUUUGGAGGUGUUCAGUAAUUACGUCAUUCUACGGUGGACUCCAAAGGACUGGGAUAACGCUACACAGUACGAGGUUAUGUUGGCUAAUGAAACUAUGGCUGAGAUAUGUACAACGAAAGUUUCCUGUGAGGCGAUCGAAUGUGAAUUCAAUAGCAACAACAACACAGAUUGUAAACUUACCCCUUGCAGCAAUAUAACAAUAACGGUUAGCGGGAAUAACAUAACUUCAGAGUCGGACGUUGUUACAGCACCAGCAUCGAAAGUCGCAGUCGGGACCAAGAUCAUAGACAACUACCUCGCUGUAUUAUGGAAUGAAACCCCGGAACCUUCUUAUAAAGAGUGCCAUGAGUCCACUGAAGUCAAAGUGAACUUCGCCCGAUCGGGAUCCUUUACCCAGAUCAAAGGCAGCCAAUCGGACCGCGCUCUGUUCCCCUUGUCUCAGUGUGAUACUGGGGAUGGGGAUGUACGCGUCACGUCCUUAGGUGGAAACGGGUCGAGUGAGCCGAUGAGAGCCAGCUUCACUUUCGAAGACAGUGCUCUCGUCACACCCCUUGUGGGAUCAUUGGAACUAAACGCCACAUGCGACACCAUAGAAGCAACCUGGGAGCUGAUUGACUGGUGUUCUUACCUCGCCUGGUUUAAGGUCACAUUAGAGCCCUUGGGGACGGUCCACCCCACGCUAGAUUAUAACGAUACCAGCGUUAUUUUCGAAGGGCUCGAUGCUGCCACUAACUACACGGUGUGCGUCCAGCCGGUAGAUGACACCAGCGUUGAGCUUGCCCCGCAAAUCUGCAGCACCGCAAAAACAGUUAUUCCUGCCGCGGAAGACCUCCUAGCUGAAGCAAUAAAUCAUACAGCAAUUCAAGUUUCCUGGUCCCCGAGUGAAUGUAACAUGUCUGAGCCUCUACUUUACGAAAUAAAAAUUGUUGCCUGCAAUAAUAUCACAAAUGAAACUUGUUCAGGAAAAACGUUUGAAAACUGGACUAGAGAGCUUAACUACACACAGACAGGGCUAGAACCCCAUACCGAGUAUCACGUAUCUGUGAUUAGCCCAUAUUCAAAUGACUCCAUUUACGAAACCGAUGAUUUUGUCACCACUCUUCCUAUAGCCCCUUAUGAUCUCGAAGCAUUCCUUCAAGACUCCUCGACUAUCUAUGUUUCGUGGGAUUACCUAGAGGAUCUCGCAGAAAAUCAAACGUACGGCAUCAGCUGGAAGCUAGAAGGCUCAGACAUGAUAUACAGCGAUAAAACAACGUUGAAAGAGUACGUCAUCGCAGGAUACAACGGAACAGGGACGACUCUCCUGUGCGUCACCGUUACCAUAGAUGAGACAAUGAGCCUUCCGGAAUGUAAUGAAUUCCUGCUCUACUAUCUAGAAGAUGAUUUCGGACUGAUUCUUGGCCUGAUGUUAGGAAUUCCAUUGAUCUUAUUUGCCAUCGGCCUCGUCCUGGCUCAGGUCUUCAAAAUACAGCUUACGGACAUAUUCCCAGGAGUGUAGUAUUCCUGGAACUUUUUCAUAGAGCGUUGUAGUUAGGAAUGUUGAUAUACUGAAUAAAUGUUGUUCAUUAAUGCAGGAUAACGAACGUGUUUGCCCAGAGCGUAAGUAUUUUGUCUUCUUAUAAUGUACUUGUAAUAAAAUAUGUACAGAAUAUUGAGAAAAUAA
Molecule: messenger RNA, 1791 nt
Organism: Penaeus indicus
Lineage: Eukaryota; Metazoa; Arthropoda; Malacostraca; Decapoda; Penaeidae
Product: fibronectin-like
Exons: 9
Coding region: 28-1626 (532 amino acids)
Molecular function (GO): protein binding
Source: RefSeq, a predicted model, not a curated record